Molecule: messenger RNA, 1596 nt
Organism: Lathyrus sativus (Indian pea)
Lineage: Eukaryota; Viridiplantae; Streptophyta; Magnoliopsida; Fabales; Fabaceae
Source: the annotation of a GenBank genome assembly
AUGGAGAAAAACACACAACAAUUACAUAAAAAACAUCAUUUUAGAGCUUCUAAAACUCCAUUACUCAUGCAACAACAUUGUUGUCUUUUCCUUUUCAUCUUCACCAUGUUUACUACUAAAACCACCCAAGCUUUUGAUUAUGGUGAUGCCCUUUCAAAGAGUCUUCUCUAUUUUGAAGCACAACGUUCAGGGAGGUUACCUUAUAAUCAACGCGUCACCUGGCGUGACCAUUCUGCCCUCAUUGAUGGUCUAGAACAAGGGGUGGAUUUGGUUGGAGGGUAUUAUGAUGCAGGUGAUCAUGUGAAAUUUGGUUUACCAAUGGCAUUUACUGUGACAAUGCUUUCAUGGGGUGCUAUUGAAUACUUACAAGAAAUUGAAGAUGCUGGUGAGUUAGAACAUACACUGGAAGCAAUUAAAUGGGGCACUGAUUAUUUCAUCAAAGCUCACACUAGUCCAAAUGUCUUGUGGGCAGAGGUGGGAGAUGGUGAUACUGAUCAUUAUUGUUGGCAAAGACCAGAGGACAUGACAACAUCAAGAAGAGCAUUCAAGAUUGAUGAAAACAAUCCUGGUUCAGAUCUUGCUGGAGAGACAUCAGCUGCUAUGGCAGCUGCUUCCAUUCUGUUUAAGAAAACAAAUCCUCAUUACUCCCACUUACUUUUACACCAUGCAGAACAGUUGUUUGAGUUUGGGGACAAGUAUAGAGGAAAAUAUGAUGCAAGUGUUGGAGUAGUGAAAAAUUACUAUGCGUCGGUGAGUGGGUACAUGGAUGAGUUGUUAUGGGCUGCCACGUGGCUAUAUAAGGCCACCGACAAAGAAGAGUAUUUAGAGUAUGUAAUUAAAAAUGGUAAUCUCUUUGGUGGAACUGGUUGGUCCAUAACAGAAUUCACCUGGGAUGUUAAAUAUGCUGGUCUUCAACUCUUGGCUUCACAGUUUUUAAGCCAAGCAAAACACAAGAAACAUAGUGAUAUACUUGAACAAUAUAGAUCAAAAGCAGAGUACUACAUAUGUUCAUGUCUCAACAAAAACAUGAAUGGAAGCAAUGUGGAAAGAACUCCAGCUGGAUUACUAUACAUCCGACAAUGGAACAACAUGCAACAUGUUUCAACAGCAUCCUUUUUACUCACAACAUACUCUGAUUUCCUCAAAAACACAAAUCAAAACCUCACAUGUCAUGAAGGCAUAGUGCAGCAUGAAGAAAUUCUAACAUUUGCUAAAUCACAAAUUGAUUACAUUUUGGGCUCAAACCCAAUGAACAUGAGCUACUUAGUGGGCUUUGGGCCUAGUUACCCUAAAAGGGUCCAUCAUAGAGGAGCUUCCAUUAUGUCAUAUAAGGAGAAUAAAGGGUUCAUUGGGUGCACUCAAGGGUAUGAUAAUUGGUAUGGUAGUGAAGAUCCUAAUCCUAAUGUUUUGGUGGGGGCUUUGGUUGGAGGACCUGAUUGGAAAGAUGAUUUUGAAGAUAAAAGGAACAAUUUUAUGCAGACUGAGGCAUGCACAUAUAACACUGCCCCUUUAGUUGGUCUUUUUGCAAAAUUCUUGCAUAUAGAAAAUAAUAAGAUGGUAGAUGAUUGUAAUUCACUUUUGGUGGCUUCUUUUUAA